Capra hircus (goat) is the source of this 12015-nucleotide messenger RNA. RefSeq names its product cadherin EGF LAG seven-pass G-type receptor 3 (gene CELSR3). Gene Ontology annotation, biological process: cell surface receptor signaling pathway; G protein-coupled receptor signaling pathway; homophilic cell-cell adhesion. Bases 257 to 10216 code for a protein of 3319 amino acids. NCBI's taxonomy places the organism in Eukaryota, Metazoa, Chordata, Mammalia, Artiodactyla, Bovidae. Gene Ontology annotation, cellular component: plasma membrane. Gene Ontology annotation, molecular function: G protein-coupled receptor activity; calcium ion binding. The record is from RefSeq and is a predicted model, not a curated record. The transcript is spliced from 36 exons.
UGUUGGAGCGGCGGGAGGCGGCAGCAGCGUCAGGGAUGCUGUGGUGGGGGCGGCAAAAGCCGGGGCCGCUCGCCAAAGGGCCUCUGGCCGCGAAGUAGAUGGUGCCCAGAGGGUGGCGGCGGCGUGGAGCGACAGGCCUAGAGGCAGGGGACUGGGGUGGCGGCAGGGGUCCGGGUGGGGGUCCGAGCAGCGAGGCGGGCCCAAGGCCUGGACCCGGGUGGAGGACAGUGGAGGCAGUGUGGGGAAGUGGGGGGUGAUGGCGAGGCGGCAGCCGUGGUGGGGUCUCAGGGGGCCGACGACCCCGCUACUCCUGCUCCUUUCCCUCCUCUCUUUGUUCCCUCUUAGCCGGGAGGAGCUGGGGAACGGUGGGGGCCACGGCUGGGAUCCGGGGGUAGCUGCUGCUACGGGACCAGGGGCGCGGAUCGGCAACGGAGCCUUAGCUCUUUGUCCCGAGCCGCCCGGGGUCCGAGAGGAUGGAGAGCCUGGCCUGGGAGUCAGGGAACCUGUCUUCGUGGGGCUCCGAGGGGGAAGGCAAAGCGCCCAAAACGGUCGAGGGCCCCCGGAGCAGCCGGGGCUGGGAGCGGAAUAUGGGGUCAAGACAUUUGGCAGCCGCGGGCGAGAGACAGGACAAGGACCAGGGUCUCUGUUAUGCUGGCGCCCAGAGGUCUCCUCUUGCAGGCUGACAGGGCCUUUGCGAAGAGAUAGUCUGUCACCAGAGGGUUUGUCCCCAGGGGUCCCAGGCCCGGAGAACAAUCCUCCCUUCCCUUCGGACCUUCUGAUUCGGCCCCGUGGUUCUCAGCCUGUGUCCUCUCAGAGGAAUACUGGGAGAGGCUCCUCCCCAAAAGUGGGAACCACGCGCUGCUGCGGAGAACUGUGGGGACCAGGGCGCAGGGGUCAAAGCGAGAGAACAGCGACAUCCCGAGCGAGGAGGACAGGGUCGGACCGCCCUCCCGGGGCCGUGGGAUCUGGCCCCGGACUGGAUUCAGCACCUCGCACAGCGAGGACAGCUCCCGCGUCUGGUUCAGCACCGCGCGAGUCUCGGACAGCUCCCGAGCCGAAGCCCGAGCGCAUGCGCUCCCGAGCUCUCUUCCGCCUCCGCUUCCUCCCGCAGCGCCCCGGGCCGCGCCCCCCUGGGGCCCCGGCCCGGCCUGGAGCCUGGAGAGUACCUCUAGAGGGCCGGGCCCGCCCCCGUCGCGCCGCGAACCGCCAUCCACAGUUUCCGCAGUACAACUACCAGGCACUAGUGCCGGAGAAUGAGGCGGCGGGUACCGCGGUGCUACGCGUAGUGGCGCAGGACCCGGACACCGGAGAGGCUGGGCGCCUAGUCUACUCGCUGGCUGCGCUCAUGAACAGCCGCUCUCUGGACCUGUUCAGCAUCGAUCCGCAGAGCGGCCUUAUCCGCACAGAGGCUGCUCUGGACCGCGAGAGCAUGGAUCGCCACUACCUGCGCGUGACGGCGCAGGAUCAUGGCUCACCGCGCCUCUCUGCCACCACCAUGGUGGCCGUUACAGUGGCCGACCGCAAUGACCACGCGCCGGUAUUUGAGCAGGCGCAAUACCGGGAGACGCUUCGCGAGAACGUGGAAGAGGGCUACCCCAUCCUGCAGCUGCGUGCCACAGAUGGUGACGCUCCCCCCAACGCCAACCUGCGCUACCGCUUUGUGGGGCCGCCAGAUGCGCGCGCCGCCGCCGCUGAUGCCUUCGAAAUUGAUCCGCGCUCGGGCCUCAUCAGCACUAGCGGUCGCGUGGACCGCGAGCACAUGGAAAGUUACGAGCUGGUGGUGGAGGCCAGCGACCAGGGCCAAGAGCCCGGGCCGCGCUCCGCCACCGUGCGUGUGCACAUAACCGUGCUGGACGAGAAUGACAACGCGCCCCAGUUUAGCGAGAAACGCUACGUGGCACAGGUGCGCGAGGAUGUGCGCCCCCAUACGGUGGUGCUACGCGUCACAGCCACGGACCGGGAUAAGGAUGCCAAUGGACUAGUGCACUACAACAUCAUCAGUGGGAACAGCCGCGGCCACUUUGCCAUUGACAGCCUUACAGGCGAGAUCCAGGUGGUGGCCCCUCUGGAUUUUGAAGCAGAGCGAGAGUAUGCCUUGCGCAUCCGGGCUCAGGAUGCAGGCCGCCCCCCGCUGUCCAACAACACCGGCCUGGCCAGCAUCCAGGUGGUGGACAUCAAUGACCAUACUCCUAUCUUUGUCAGCACACCCUUCCAGGUCUCUGUCCUGGAAAAUGCACCCCUGGGCCACUCAGUCAUCCACAUUCAGGCAGUGGAUGCAGACCAUGGAGAGAAUUCCAGACUGGAGUAUUCCCUAACUGGUGUGGCACCUGAUACACCCUUUGUGAUAAACAGUGCCACUGGCUGGGUCUCUGUGAGUGGUCCAUUGGACCGUGAGUCUGUGGAACAUUACUUCUUUGGUGUGGAGGCCCGAGACCAUGGCUCGCCCCCACUCUCAGCCUCAGCCAGUGUUACAGUGACUGUGCUGGAUGUUAACGACAAUCGGCCUGAGUUCACCAUGAAGGAGUACCACCUCCGACUGAAUGAGGAUGCGACUGUGGGCACCAGUGUGGUCAGUGUGACUGCUGUAGACCGUGAUGCCAACAGUGCCAUCAGCUACCAGAUCACAGGAGGCAACACUCGGAAUCGCUUUGCUAUCAGCACCCAGGGGGGUGUAGGUCUGGUGACGCUGGCCCUGCCCCUGGACUACAAGCAGGAACGCUACUUCAAGCUGGUGCUAACUGCAUCUGACCGUGCCCUUCACGAUCACUGCUAUGUGCACAUCAACAUCACAGAUGCCAACACUCAUCGGCCUGUGUUUCAAAGCGCCCACUACUCAGUGAGUGUGAAUGAGGAUCGGCCAGUGGGUAGCACCGUGGUGGUCAUCAGUGCCUCUGACGAUGAUGUGGGUGAGAACGCUCGCAUCACUUAUCUCCUGGAAGACAACCUGCCCCAGUUCCGCAUUGACGCGGACUCAGGGGCCAUUACCCUGCAGGCCCCCCUGGACUAUGAAGACCAGGUGACUUACACACUGGCUAUUACAGCUCGGGACAAUGGCAUCCCACAGAAGGCAGACACUACUUAUGUGGAGGUGAUGGUCAAUGAUGUGAAUGAUAACGCUCCACAGUUUGUGGCCUCCCACUACACAGGGCUGGUCUCCGAGGAUGCCCCGCCUUUCACCAGCGUCCUGCAGAUCUCAGCCACUGACCGGGAUGCUCAUGCCAAUGGCCGGGUCCAGUACACUUUCCAGAACGGGGAAGAUGGGGAUGGAGAUUUUACCAUUGAACCCACCUCUGGCAUUGUCCGCACCGUGAGGCGGCUGGAUCGGGAGGCAGUGCCAGUGUAUGAACUGACUGCCUACGCAGUGGACCGAGGUGUGCCCCCACUCCGGACUCCAGUUAGCAUCCAGGUGACAGUGCAGGAUGUCAAUGACAAUGCACCGGUCUUCCCAGCUGAGGAGUUUGAGGUGCGAGUGAAGGAGAACAGCAUUGUAGGCUCGGUGGUGGCCCAGAUCACUGCAGUGGAUCCGGAUGAAGGCCCCAAUGCUCAUAUAAUGUACCAGAUCGUGGAGGGGAACAUCCCCGAGCUGUUCCAAAUGGACAUCUUCUCGGGAGAGUUGACGGCACUCAUUGACCUGGACUACGAAGCUCGCCAGGAAUACGUAAUUGUUGUGCAGGCCACAUCAGCCCCUCUAGUCAGUCGGGCCACUGUACACGUCCGCUUGGUUGACCAGAAUGACAACAGCCCUGUGCUCAACAACUUCCAGAUCCUCUUCAACAACUACGUAUCCAACCACUCGGACACCUUCCCCUCAGGCAUCAUUGGGCGCAUCCCAGCUUAUGAUCCAGAUGUCUCCGACCACCUCUUCUACUCCUUUGAGCGGGGCAAUGAGCUGCAGCUGCUGGUGGUCAACCAGACCAGCGGGGAGCUCCGGCUCAGCCGCAAACUAGACAACAACCGCCCACUGGUGGCCUCCAUGUUGGUGACUGUCACAGAUGGGCUGCACAGUGUGACCGCCCAGUGUGUGCUCCGCGUGGUCAUCAUAACAGAGGAGCUGCUGGCCAACAGCCUGACCGUGCGCCUGGAGAACAUGUGGCAGGAACGCUUCCUGUCGCCGCUACUGGGCCACUUCCUGGAAGGCGUGGCUGCGGUACUUGCCACCCCCGCCGAGGACGUCUUCAUCUUCAACAUCCAGAACGACACGGACGUGGGGGGCACCGUGCUCAACGUGAGCUUCUCGGCGCUGGCGCCCCGCGGGGCUGGAGCCGGCUCCGCGGGCCCCUGGUUCAGCUCCGAGGAGCUGCAGGAGCAGCUGUACGUGCGCCGCGCCGCCCUGGCCGCCCGCUCGCUGCUGGACGUGCUGCCCUUCGACGACAACGUGUGCCUGCGCGAGCCAUGCGAGAACUACAUGAAGUGCGUGUCGGUGCUGCGCUUUGACUCCUCUGCGCCCUUCCUGGCCUCCGCCUCUACGCUCUUUAGACCCAUCCAGCCCAUCGCAGGCCUGCGCUGCCGCUGCCCGCCCGGUUUCACGGGAGACUUCUGCGAGACGGAGCUCGACCUUUGCUACUCCAACCCCUGCCGCAACGGUGGCGCCUGUUCGCGGCGUGAGGGCGGCUACACCUGCGUUUGCCGGCCGCGCUUCACGGGCGAAGACUGCGAGCUGGACACGGAGGCUGGACGCUGCGUCCCGGGCGUCUGCCGCAACGGGGGCACCUGCGCCAACGGGCCGGACGGCGGCUUCCGCUGCCAGUGCCCGGCGGGCGGUGCCUUCGAGGGUCCGCGCUGCGAAGUGGCGGCGCGCUCCUUCCCGCCCAGCUCUUUCGUCAUGUUCCGCGGCCUUCGACAGCGCUUCCACCUCACGCUGUCCCUCUCGUUCGCCACGGUGCAGCCCAGUGGGCUGCUCUUCUACAACGGACGCCUGAACGAGAAGCACGACUUCCUGGCCCUGGAGCUCGUGGCUGGGCAAGUGAGGCUCACAUAUUCCACUGGUGAGUCCAACACAGUGGUCAGCCCCACGGUUCCAGGGGGCCUCAGUGACGGGCAGUGGCACACAGUGCACCUGAGAUACUACAACAAGCCCCGGACAGAUGCCCUGGGGGGUGCUCAGGGCCCCUCCAAGGACAAGGUGGCUGUGCUGAGCGUGGAUGACUGCGAUGCGGCUGUGGCUCUGCAGUUUGGGGCUGAGAUUGGCAACUACUCAUGCGCAGCUGCCGGCACGCAAACAAGCUCCAAGAAGUCCCUGGACCUGACAGGCCCUCUGCUCCUGGGGGGUGUCCCCAACCUUCCCGAGAACUUCCCCGUGUCCCACAAGGACUUCGUUGGCUGCAUGCGGGACCUGCAUAUCGAUGGCCGCCGAGUGGACAUGGCAUCCUUUGUCGCAAACAAUGGCACCGUGGCAGGCUGCCAGGCCAAGCUGCACUUUUGUGACUCGGGCCCCUGCAAGAACAACGGCAUCUGCUCAGAACGCUGGGGUGGCUUCAGCUGCGACUGCCCGGUGGGCUUUGGAGGCAAAGACUGUCGGCUCACUAUGGCCCAUCCCCACCAUUUUCGUGGCAACGGCACACUGAGCUGGGACUUUGGAAACGAUGUGGCCGUGUCUGUGCCCUGGUACCUGGGGCUGGUGUUUCGGACGCGGGUGAAGCAGGGGGUCCUGAUGCAAGUCCAGGCCGGGCCACAUAGCACACUCCUCUGUCAGCUGAAUCGGGGCUUGCUGUCUGUAACAGUGACCAGGGCCUCAGGCCGGGCUGCCCACCUCCUCCUGGAUCAGGUGAUAGUCAGUGACGGCCGGUGGCACGAUCUGCGGCUGGAGCUGCAGGAGGAGCCAGGUGGCCGGCGGGGCCACCAUGUCCUCAUGGUCUCCUUGGACUUCAGCCUCUUCCAGGACACUUUGGCGGUGGGGAGUGAGCUGCAAGGCCUGAAGGUAAAGCGACUCCAUGUGGGAGGCUUGCCCCAUGGCGCUGAAGAGGAGGCUCCUCAGGGUCUGGUUGGCUGUAUCCAGGGAGUAUGGCUUGGCUCCACGCCUUCGGGGUCCCCAGCCCUGCUUCCCCCAAGCCACCGAGUGAAUGUGGAACCUGGCUGUGUCGUGACCAACGCCUGUGCCUCUGGGCCCUGCCCUCCCCAUGCUGACUGCCGAGACCUCUGGCAAACCUUUUCCUGUACCUGCUGGCCAGGUUACUAUGGCCCAGGCUGUGUGGACGCCUGCCUCUUGAACCCCUGUCAGAACCAGGGGUCAUGCCGGCAUCUCCCGGGGGCCCCCCAUGGCUAUACCUGCGACUGUGUAGGUGGCUAUUUCGGGCACCACUGUGAACACAGGAUGGACCAGCAGUGCCCACGGGGCUGGUGGGGGAGCCCGACGUGUGGCCCUUGCAACUGUGACGUUCACAAGGGCUUUGACCCCAACUGCAACAAGACAAAUGGACAGUGUCACUGCAAGGAGUUCCACUACCGACCGCGGGGCAGCGACUCAUGCCUGCCGUGCGACUGCUACCCAGUCGGCUCCACCUCACGUUCCUGUGCCCCCCACAGCGGGCAGUGCCCCUGUCGCCCAGGAGCCCUUGGCCGCCAGUGCAACAGCUGUGACAGUCCUUUUGCAGAGGUGACAGCCAGCGGCUGCCGGGUGCUCUAUGAUGCCUGCCCCAAGUCCCUGAGAUCUGGUGUGUGGUGGCCGCAGACCAAGUUUGGCAUCUUAGCCUCAGUGCCCUGUCCUCGGGGGGCCCUAGGAUUGCGGGGUGCAGGUGCGGCCGUGCGGCUGUGUGACGAGGACCGGGGUUGGCUGGAGCCUGACCUCUUCAACUGUACCUCCCCGGCCUUCCGAGAACUCAAUCUGCUGCUGGAUGGUCUGGAGCUGAAUAAGACGGUCCUGGACACGGUGGAGGCCAAGAAGCUGGCUCAGAGGCUGCGGGAGGUGACCGGCCACACCGACCACUACUUCAGCCAGGAUGUCCGAGUCACUGCCCGCCUGCUGGCCCACCUGCUGGCCUUUGAGAGCCGCCAGCAGGGCUUCGGGCUAACAGCCACACAGGAUGCCCACUUCAAUGAGAAUCUGCUGUGGGCCGGCUCUGCACUGCUCGCUCCAGAGACCGGGGACUUGUGGGCCGCGCUGGGGCAGCGGGCCCCCGGGGGCUCCCCAGGCAGCGCCGGGCUGGUGCAGCGCCUGGAAGAGUACGCAGCCACGCUCGCAAGGAACAUGGAACUCACGUACCUGAACCCUGUGGGGCUGGUGACACCCAACAUCAUGCUCAGCAUCGACCGCAUGGAGCACCCCAGUCCCACCCGGGGGACCCGUCGCUACCCUCGUUACCACAGCAACCUUUUCCGGGGCCAGGAUGCCUGGGACCCUCACACGCAUGUGCUGCUGUCUUCCCAGGCCCCACGGCCGUCCCCUGCUGAAGUUCUGUACCCCAGCGGCAGCAGCAUGGAAAAUGCCACCACCUCGAGCGUGGCGCCCCCACCAGCCCCUCCAGAGCCCGAGCCCGAGCCUGGGAUCUCCAUUGUCAUCCUCCUGGUUUACCGCACCCUUGGGGGUCUGCUUCCUGCCCAGUUCCAGGCAGAGCGCCGGGGUGCCAGGGUUCCCCAGAACCCAGUUAUGAACUCCCCGGUGGUCAGCGUGGCUGUGUUCCAUGGACGCAACUUCUUACGGGGUGUCCUGGAGUCCCCAAUCAGCCUGGAGUUCCGCCUGCUACAGACAGCAAAUCGCAGCAAGGCCAUCUGCGUGCAGUGGGACCCGCCUGGCCCGGCGGACCAGCACGGCUUGUGGACUGCACGGGACUGUGAGCUGGUGCACAGGAACGGGUCCCACGCACGGUGUCGCUGCAGCCGGACGGGCACCUUCGGGGUCCUCAUGGAUGCCUCCCCCCGUGAGCGGCUGGAGGGCGACCUGGAGCUGCUGGCGGUGUUCACCCACGUGGUCAUGGCGGUGUCUGUGGCCGCGUUGCUGCUGACCGCGGCCGUCCUGCUGAGCCUGCGCAGCCUCAAGUCCAACAUGCGGGGAAUCCAUGCCAAUGUGGCUGCGGCCCUGGGGGUGGCUGAGCUCCUGUUCCUGCUGGGGAUCCACAGGACCCAAAACCAGCUGCUGUGCACCGCGGUCGCCAUCCUCCUGCACUACUUCUUCCUGGGCACCUUCGCGUGGCUGCUCGUGCAGGGCUUGCACCUCUACCGCAUGCAGGUGGAGCCCCGCAACGUGGACCGCGGCGCCAUGCGCUUCUACCACGCCCUGGGCUGGGGAGUGCCUGCCGUGCUGCUGGGCCUGGCGGUUGGCCUGGAUCCUGAGGGCUACGGGAACCCUGACUUCUGCUGGAUCUCGAUCCAUGAGCCCCUCAUCUGGAGCUUCGCCGGCCCUGUCAUCCUUGUGCUUGUGAUGAAUGGGACCAUGUUUCUCCUCGCGGCCCGCAUGUCCUGUUCCACUGGGCAGAGGGAGGCCAAGAAGACCUCUGUGCUGACCCUUCGCAGCUCUUUUCUGCUCCUUCUACUGAUCAGUGCCUCCUGGCUCUUUGGCCUCCUGGCGGUCAACCACAGCAUCCUGGCCUUUCACUACCUCCACGCUGGACUCUGUGGGCUCCAGGGCCUGGUGGUAUUGCUGCUCUUCUGUGUCCUGAACGCAGACGCCCGGGCUGCCUGGAUACCAGCCUGUCUGGGCAGGAAGGCAGCGCCCGAGGAGGCCAGGCCGGCGCCUGGGACGGGGCCUGGUGCCUACAACAACACGGCCCUCUUCGAGGAGAGCGGCCUCAUCCGCAUCACACUCGGUGCCUCCACCGUCUCCUCGGUGAGCAGCGCCCGGUCCGGCCGGACCCAGGACCAAGACAGCCAGCGGGGCCGCAGCUACCUCAGGGACAACGUCCUGGUUCGACACGGCUCGGCUGCUGACCACACCGACCAUGGCCUCCAGGCUCACGCUGGCCCCACUGACCUGGACGUGGCCAUGUUCCAUCGAGAUGCUGGUGGAGGCGCAGACUCCGACUCUGACAGCGACCUGUCCUUGGAGGAGGAGAGAAGUCUGUCCAUCCCAUCCUCAGAAAGUGAGGACAAUGGCCGGACGCGGGGCCGUUUCCAGCGUCCACUCCGCCGGGCAGCCCAGAGCGAGAGGCUCCUUACCCACCCCAAAGCAGACAUGGACGGCAAUGACCUCCUGUCCUACUGGCCAGCCCUGGGGGAGUGCGAGGCUGCUCCCUGCGCUCUGCAGACCUGGGGCUCUGAAAGGCGCCUGGGGCUGGACACCAGCAAGGACGCAGCCAACAACAACCAGCCCGACCUGGCCCUGACCAGUGGGGAUGAAACCUCCUUGGGUGGGGCCCAGCGCCAGAGGAAAGGCAUCCUGAAGAACCGGUUGCAGUACCCACUGGUGCCACAGACCCGGGGCGCCCCUGAAUUGUCCUGGUGCCGUGCAGCCACCUUGGGCCACCGCGCCGUGCCGGCUGCCUCCUACGGUCGCAUCUGUGCUGGGGGCACUGGCAGCCUGUCACAGCCCGCCAGCCGCUACUCUUCCCGAGAACAGCUGGAUUUGCUCCUGCGGCGGCAGCUGAGCCGCGAGCGGCUGGAGGAGGCCCCCGCCCCGGUCCUGCAUCCCCUGAGCCGGCCUGGUUCCCAGGAACGCCUGGAUGCUGUGCCAGGCCGCCCGGAGCCCAGGGAUCGGGGAAGCACCCUACCACGGCGGCAGCCACCCAGGGACCACCCUGGUGCCACAGCGGGCCGCUUCGGGUCACGGGAUGCGCUGGACCGAGGGGCACCCUGCGAGUGGCUGAGCACGUUGCCCCCGCCCCGUGGUGCCCGGGACCUUGACCCACAGCCCCCGCCUCUGCCCCUGUCUCCCCAGCGGCAACUCUCAAGGGACCCCCUCUUGCCUUCCCGGCCCCUGGACUCUCUGUCCAAGCGAUCGAACUCAGGGGAGCGGCUGGACCACACACCUAGCCGGCACCCCUCACGAGAAGGCCUUGGGCCACCCCCGCAGCUGCUCAGAGUCCGGGAAGCGCCCACCAGCGGCUGUAGCCACGGGCCCUCCACAGAGCAGCUGGACAUCCUCUCCUCCAUCCUUGCCUCCUUCACCUCCUCGGCUCUCUCCUCCUCCGUGCAGUCCUCAGGCACGCCCUCGGGCCCUCACACCACCGCCACCCCUUCUGCCACUGCCUCUGCGCUCGGACCCUCCACGCCACGCUCCACCACCUCCCACAGCAUCUCGGAGCUGUCGCCCGACUCAGAAGUUCCCAGAAGUGAGGGUCACUCCUGAGGAGCGGCUGAGCAGAAGAGGACCAGCCGGGGUCAAUGGAGGAUCUGGGCUAUCAAAAGAGACUCCGGGACUUGAGGGCCAAUCCCGGGGCAGCCUCCCACAACCCCGCCCCCAGCUCUCCCUGUUGCUGCAGCACCGACUGUCCAUGCUCCACUGUCCAUGCUCGUCUUUGAGUGUGUGCAAGCAUCUGUGAGCGUGUGCAAGCAUGUAACAGGCGCGGGGAGUGAGGGAGCUGGGGGGAGGACUUUUAUACGUUUUGUACCUUUGUAACCAGAGAGAUAUGCUUAUGUUAUUUUUCAUCUUUUCUGUCUCCCGGGGUUCUGAGGCUGGGCUGGGAGGGGGAGGGGGACAGAGGGGAAAGAGGUUCAGAGUUUGGGCCCAUCUGGGUCCCUGGCAAAUUAUUGGCUCUUUCCUCCCAUCUUAAUGGGGAGGAUUCAGACAGGAGGGGUAAAUGCACCCCCACCCCCCUAUUCCCUGGUUGAUCUGCAUACUGUCGGGGCCCCAAGUGCAGAAUUAAUCUUUGCUUUUGCUUGGAUGUCCCACAGGGCACACUUUGGGGAUUCGGGGUGGGGGGUGGUCUUGAAAACAGGGGUCCUCUGACCUCCUCACAGGGGCUUGCUCACGCUGCCCCUCCCCGUGGAUGUGUGUGUUUAUUAUGCGGAGUCCCUGCCACUUACUGCCUUAUGUCCCAGGACUGAUGCUGUGGGGCGCUGGUGGAUCAGCAGAUGUCAUGUUUACAGAUCUAGGCUUCCCUUCUCCCACAGGGAGAGGCUCAGGCCUCUAUUCAGACAUUCCUGCAGAGGGUGGACGGAGUCCUUACCGCCCCUGCCCCUGCCGUGUACAAAUGUCGUGGUGCCAUUGGGUUCCCUGACACUGCCCCCUGCUAGAAUUUAUUCUGAAGGGUGAUGUCGGAGGGGGAGCAAAGGGAGCAAAAACAAGGGAAUUAAAGACUCAGAAUGUAGGUGCCACUGCCUCCCAUGUUUACAGGAGCCUCCCUGGCCCCAGGCACCGGGCUGCAGGAAGUGACUCAGUUCCAUCGCUCCUUGAUUCCCUUGUAAAGGGAAAAACGACUGUUAGGACCCAGUUCACAAACUCUCCCUUUUAUUACUUCGUCUGAUGUCCAGAACUGGGGGCUUUGACAUUUUGUUACUUUGUUUACAGGUCAAGAGUUUAAAACAGUUUUUACACUUUGUUUACAGUUUAAAACUUUGUGAACUUUUACAAUUUGUUUACAGUUGAGAAUUUUUUCCCCCCUUUGUUUACAAGUGAAAGGUAGAGAAAGUGGGAGAGGGGCUUGGAGGACCCACCUUUGAGGACCCUGAAUCUGGUCAUCUUGAGGGGUUUCUAACCCCCUAGUCAUUCCAGGCCAAAGGUCAGCCCUGAGUCCCCUAUUGAACAGCAGGCCCAGAAGGCCCAGUGGUAAGAGUAGGCAUCUUCCUACCUACCACUGGGAACAGCGGCCAUGCAGGGCUGUGGAGGGUCUGUGCUGACACCCACCUCCUUCACGCAUACUCUUGGGAGGCAGUUUUCAAGGAGAUUAAAAGUUCUACUUUACUGACUGGUGCCAAAUCCCGCCAGCCAGGACCCCAGCUCUCCUUACCUAGAGUGACCCCAGCCCUUGAAGGGUUGAAGGGUCUGCUGCAGGGAGAGGGGGUUGUCCUUGCUAUGUCCUAGGUUCUGCAGUUGCCCCUCUCUGGGAGGGGGAGUCCCCCCUCCAGCCCAGUGGCUCCUUUUCCUGUCUGUGUAAAUUGUUCCGUGAAGCGGCGCUCUGUUUUGGGAAUAAACUUCUAUAGAAAAUG